Molecule: messenger RNA, 843 nt
Organism: Leptomonas pyrrhocoris
Lineage: Eukaryota; Euglenozoa; Kinetoplastea; Trypanosomatida; Trypanosomatidae
Product: putative rev7 putativemitotic spindle checkpoint component
Exons: 1
Coding region: 223-843 (206 amino acids)
Biological process (GO): mitotic spindle assembly checkpoint signaling
Cellular component (GO): cytoplasm; nucleoplasm; kinetochore
Source: RefSeq, a predicted model, not a curated record
GACACGCUUUUUUUUUUCUUCUAGAUCUGUUAGACGGCGUCCCCCUUUGCAGUGGUGAAAAGCCGUCCCUCUCUCACACACACACACACUAGCAGGUGUUACCACAGGACGUAGAACACAGACGUACAAACUUAGAUCGCAUUGGAAUACACAUACACCUGCAUCGCUUUCCAUCCCUCAGCACAUCGAUUAAAAUAGGAAAAGAGGAAGGGGGGGGGGGGAAUGACGCAAACAGCGCACGCCAUCUCACUCUCCGGCUCCGUGGCCACCGUCACCGAGUACGUGGGCUUCGCCAUCAACAACAUCCUCUACCAGCGCGGCGUCUACCCGCCGGAGGACUUCCAACAGGUGAAGAAGUACGGCCUCGGCCUAAUGAUCUCCACUGAUGGGGAGCUCAACGCCUACCUUUCGGAGCUGUUGCAGCAAAUAUCGCUGUGGAUCACACACGGCUCGUGUCGCCGUCUCGUGUUGCUCAUCACCGACGUCGCCACGGAGCGCGCGCUGGAGCGGUGGGAGAUAAACAUCGAGGCGGAGCCAAACGCAACGACUGCAGCAGCCGCAGCCGGUGCGCGGCGGCGACGUCCGGUAAAGUCGGAGGAUGACGUGCGGCGGGAGAUUCAAGCCGUCAUGCGGCAGAUCACCGCGUGUGUGUCUUUCCUGCCGGUGAUUCCCGUGCCGUGUGCGUUUGACCUGCUCGUGUACACGUCGACGGAUGCCCAGGUGCCGUCCACCGCGUGGGAGCCGAGUGAUCCGCAGGUGAUGAAGGGAGGCACGGAGGUGAAGCUGCGCUCCUUUACAACGACAAUACACCACGUAGACACCAACAUCGUGUACCGCGAGUAA